Closterium sp. Yama58-4 is the source of this 3732-nucleotide messenger RNA. Lineage: Eukaryota; Viridiplantae; Streptophyta; Zygnematophyceae; Desmidiales; Closteriaceae. The record is from the annotation of a GenBank genome assembly.
AUGCUGGGAAACUCUGAUUUUGAGCUUUCCGUCCCGGAGAACUUGAACACCAUGUCCGCAUCGUUGGCUUCGCGGCUUGCUAAGGUUGUCAAAGAAGCUGCUCUGGAAGCCAAGCUGCACGAGGAGCGAAUCAAGCCACGGCCUAGCCGGCAAACUCACUGGCUGGAGAUAUUCCGGGACUAUGUCUAUCCCGGACAACUGAUAUUGCCAGGAAAUAGGUUCCAUUGGUACUGGAGACUCAUCGUCAUCAUCAUGGCACUAUACUCCUCUCUUAUCACGCCGUUCGAGUUCGCCUUUUUCCGAUUAAGAUUCCCUCCUCUGGGUUUAGUCAUCAUGGACAUUGUGUCAAAUGUCAUAUUUCUGGCGGACAUUUUCAUCACGUUUAGAGUAGCCGUUAAGGAUCAUCGGACAGGCACAUUGAUUGCUGACCGAAAGAGGAUUGCAAUAAGGUACCUGCAGGCCUGGUUCACUCUUGACUUCCUCUCAUGCAUUCCCUGGGAAUACGCGUAUCAGGCAACUGGACACCUCGUGUUCGAAAUUCUUUUGUGGCUUCGGCUCAUUCGUGCUCGGCACUUGAAAGAAUUCGCUGACAGGUUGGGGAAGGACACCCGGUACCACUACUUUCUGGUUCGCUGCACGGAGAUGUUUCUCACAGAAUUCUAUGUGGUCCACAGCGCAGCAUGCAUUAUGUACUUUCUUGCCCUCACCAUGCCUGAGAAUCAAUCAGGAUACACAUGGAUUGGAAGCCUUAAGCUUGGAGACCAGAGCUACGCUGACUUUCGAGAAAUGAACAUUUUUCAGCUUUAUUGUGUGAGCCUCUAUUGGGCUAUGGUGACAAUGGCAAGUCUUGGUUACGGCGAUGUUCAUCCUGUCAAUCCUCGAGAGAUGAUUUUCACUAUUGCCUUCGUGGUUUGGGACAUGUUGUUCACGGCAUACCUUAUUGCCAACUUCACAGCGUUGGUGGUCAGAUACCAGUCAAGAUCAGAGAUUUUGCGUGAACGGCUUUCAAAUGUUACCAGAUAUGCAAACAGGAAGCAGAUUCCUGCUGGAAUGAAGGAGCAGCUGCUAUCCCACGUUGUGCUGAAGCAAGAGGCGUUGGAGGAGGACAACAAGCUGGUCAACGAGUUUCCCAUCUCCAUCCGUGAUGGGGUUGCAAUGUCCCUGCAUGGGAAGGUGCUCGCAGAUGCAUAUCUUUUCCAGAGCUGCUCGAAGGCGUUCAUUCAAUUCCUGGUGUCACGACUGAGAGUGGAAUAUUUUCUCCCUGGGGAGGUGGUGGUUAGUCGGCACGACAACAACCAUCAGCUCUAUCUGCUCGUACAAGGAGAAGUGGAAGAAGUCCAUUUCAGCAGGAGUGGAGCUCGAGUAGCCACAGUGUGGAGUCCAGGGGAGAUGUUUGGGGAGGCGGGGUUGCUUGCCAGCAAAUUCUCCCCUUUCACUGCGCACGUCAAGUCGUUCUGCAAGCUGCUGAGGAUUGACGGCCAGGUCUUUUCUGAAGCCAUUGCGUUUCAUCAGGAGGAUGGAGAGAGGAUUAUUAGCAAUUAUUUGCAGAAAUUCGGGCAGUCGGAGUCUGAACCACUAGACUUUGGUCAGCCCAGGGCUCGUCGUCUGACAGACACAGCAGAGGAAGUUCGCCGUGCGGUGACACAGCGUCAGGCACAGCAGACACUAAGCGCCAUACAGCAAGCAGCACGGGGGGACCUGGACCAUCUCAAGAUGUUGCGAAAGCUCGGAGCAGACUUUUCUAAAGGGGACUUUGAUGGCCGGACUGCACUGCACCUGGCAGCUUCCAGGGGCUUUCCAGACAUCUGCAGUUUUAUUUUGAGAGAGGGGGGUGCUGCCAACAGGAAAGACCGGUUUGGCGUGACGCCUCUCCUGGAGGCCCUUCGAGCAGGCCACAUGCAGACAGCCGAGGUGCUUCGGGAGAACGGCGCGCAGAUCCUCCUGGACGACCCCGCAAGCGAGCUGUGCCAUGCGGUGAAGCGCGGUAUGGUGGAGUACCUCGAGCGCCUGCUGUCCUUUGGCCUGGACCCCAACGAAGCGGACCAUGACCUGCGCACGCCCCUGCACGUGGCAGCGGCAGAGGGGUCAGUUGUGCUCGUGCGGCUGCUGCUGGAGCAUGGGGCGGAUGCAUGGGCGCGGGACCGGCUGGGUAACCUGCCGGUGGAUGAGGCGUGCCGGAAUGGGGCGAGGCCGGUGAUUGCACUGCUUAAGGAUGGCAUGCGAGUGAAGCUGCCGCCGCUGGCAAGCCGGCCACCAGCUGGACGAGUCACUCGAGGGGGCUCGCAGCGCCGCCGCCACACCCACCACCAGCCCUCAUCUUCCAUCGCAGGCGCCCCCGCCGCCACUGCCAACACUGCCACUACCACCGCUGGCACAACUAACACUGCAACCAGCAACACCGGCAGCACUCCCCGCCACUCCCGGCCCAGCAGGCAGCGCUCCCAAAGCGUCGACACCUAUUCCGACCAAAUCGAAUCCGCCGCUGACGGCAGCAGCUCGGGCGCUGCGUCCCCCUCCACCUGCCUGCCCUCCGACCCCUUCCUCCAGCAGCGCGUCAUGCACCUGCGACGCCGCCCCACUAGCUCUGUGCACAUCCCCUCUGACCUCCUGGCAGACCUCCCUGCCUCCGUUUUUGACGAAUACCUCUCAGAACACCAGACAGCCUCUAACCAACCGCUCUUCACCCCUCCUGCGUCGCCCCUCGCACAUCCUCUCCUGCCAAAGCUCCAUGCUGCUGGUUCUUUGAGCCCACCGACCUCGUGUGAUGAUGGCUCUGCGUUGCAGCCGCGGUCAACCUCAGCCACCUUCCCACUCUCUGAACCUUUACUCCCACCUGUUCCGCAUCCACGGACCACUCUCACUACACAUGCCACCACGCACACCGAACACACUGCACGCACAGCACCAUACCCUUCUACCUCUGCUGCCCUCCCCCCUGCCCCACCUGUCCCUGGCGCGUCCUCUGCUCCCCGAGCACAACAGCGCCCCACGCCCCUCACCAUCCACCCUCCAGACAGAAGCUUCAGUCGCUCCUCCACAGCACCGCACUCAUCACUAGACGAGGUUCGCACCCUACUGAUACCAGCCACGCCAGAACCUUCCACUCCCUAUGCAACCAGCCAGCCCCUAUCAGGGCCCCUGGUGGGAGUGGGAGAGCCGAUCACUCCCUACCCUAAUCGCAACUACAUCCCUUCAGGGUCAUUCUCUGGGUCGUUCAGGGCCUUGCCUCCACCUCCCACCCCAUCUGUGGCUGUGGCUAACCGUCGAGUGACGGUCUUCCCAUGCCACUCAUGGGACACUGGCCAAGCUGGCAAACCACCUGGCAAUUCUCCUGGGGAUGCUAUACUGCGCGAGGGAGCUUCUGGCAAACCACAUGAAAGUUCACCUGAUCCUGCAGUGCAUUCAUCAGGGGAUUCUGCAUCUCCUGAACCUGGGAGGGAAGGAGGUGAUCGGGGAAGGGCUGGAGAUGAGAAACCAUCCAUGGGACGACCAUAUGGGAAGGUGGUGUUGGUACCUCGCUCCAUGGCCACACUGAAAGAGCAGCUGAGCAACCUGUUUGGAUUCUCUGUGGGAAUCCUUGUGAAUAAGGACGGUGGGGAAAUCACCGACGUGGAUACAAUUUGGGAUGGAGAUGUCAUCUUUGCUCCACCAUCUGAACCUGCUUCAUCUGGUUCCCUUGUGUGCCAAUCCUGCCAAUGUAGAAAAGUACAAGCACCAUGUGUUUCUGAUUAA